Neurospora tetraspora is the source of this 603-nucleotide messenger RNA. RefSeq lists its product as uncharacterized. Bases 1 to 603 code for a protein of 200 amino acids. The record is from RefSeq and is a predicted model, not a curated record. The transcript has a single exon. Lineage: Eukaryota; Fungi; Ascomycota; Sordariomycetes; Sordariales; Sordariaceae.
AUGGCUUCUUCGUACGACAAAGGUUACCGCCAAGCUGGUAGAGGAGAAACAAAAGGUGACCUCCAUUGCCCGGCCCGCAAUAGCACACGUUACCUUACUCGCCAGACAUACCUCUUUGGGCACAGCAUACCGAUUUGCGAAUUCCUACAGCUGUGGUCAAGCCCUCCGUUCAAGAAUAUGUCGCAGGAUGUGGUUCAGCUCCAUGCAGCCUCGCGAGCAUUGCUACUGUGCGGAGCGCCCCGUUGCACAAACUCCAUACAUGAUCCAGACGGCCGGGCUGCCGGGCUUGAAGGUCCCCGUCCGGACUUCCAUAUCCAUUGGUUCUCACAAAAUCUUGAAAAAUUUGAUGGGUUUGGUGCUGACGAUAUGGGCCGUUUGGCUGCUCUAGCUGCUCUAGCUGCUGCUUGUACAUCGACCGCAACCCAACAAGCCGAGCGAUCUUCUGCCGCUGAACGAGGGCGGCGGGGCUAUUUAGCGUUCACGAACCCGGGCUUUGUAGCACCCCGCGCCUUCUCCUUGGCCUUGGGACAUCGUCCCGUUUGUCCGUUCUUCCGAGCUACCCAUGAAUUGUCGAAUGCCGGACUCGAGGUGUUACCGCUCUGA